CGUUCGAUACGCGGAGUGCAAAGAUGGCCCAAUCCAGAACUAAACACUAUGGAGUGGCCCUGUGCCUAAUAAUUUCCCUCUUCGUGGGAUCGUCAAGUGCUGUGUGCUGCUCGGAGGGCGACACAAAAGUGGAUCCGGAUGAUUGUACCAAGUAUCUGAUUUGCUGUCACGGCGAAUUUGUAUCCAAGUCGUGUGCAAGCGGAUCCUAUUGGAAUUCGGAGAUAGAAAUCUGUGUCGUGGAUGAUGGCCAAUGUAGGCCUCCAUCCUGUGUGGAUGGCGAAAUUACGCCGAAUCCGGAUGACUGUGCCGGCUAUUUAGAGUGCGUAAACGGAAACGAAGUGAUCCUGACCUGUCCGGAUGGCGACUACUUCAAUUCGACCCUGAAUCGGUGCGUUGAAGAUACCUGCGGCGUGUGCAUAAGCUGCACCGAGGGCAGCAAAAAGGCCGAUCUCAACGAUUGCUCCAAGUUCCAGAUAUGCGUCAACGGAAAGUACGUGUCUCAAUCUUGUGCCGCCGGAUAUUACUGGAAUGCAUUAAACAAGGAGUGCGAAGUGGAUGAUGGUCAGUGCAACGGAAAUGGAACGACAUGCACUGAUGGCGAACUUAAGGUGGACCCCACCAACUGCGCAGGCUACUUGGCUUGCUCGAACGGUAACUGGGUGAGCAAGCAGUGCGCCGACGGAGCUUACUUCAAUGUCACCUUGGAGUCUUGUGUACCAGACGACGAGGGAAUAUGCGUCAACUGUAACGAGGGAUCUACAAAACCCUUGCCCGACUGUACCAUGUAUGAGAUCUGUUCCGGCGGAAAGUAUGUGACCAAGUCCUGCAACAGUGGUUACUACUGGAACAACCAGACAGAGGUCUGCGAAGUGGAUGAUGGUCAGUGCAACGGAAAUGGAACGACGUGCACUGAUGGCGAACUUAAGGUGGACCCCACCAACUGCGCAGGCUACUUGGCUUGCUCGAACGGUAACUGGGUGAGCAAGCAGUGCGCCGACGGAGCUUACUUCAAUGUCACCUUGGAGUCUUGUGUACCAGACGACGAGGGAAUAUGCGUCAACUGUAACGAGGGAUCUACAAAACCCUUGCCCGACUGUACCAUGUAUGAGAUCUGUUCCGGCGGAAAGUAUGUGACCAAGUCCUGCAACAGUGGUUACUACUGGAACAACCAGACAGAGAUCUGCGAAGUGGAUGAUGGUCAGUGCAACGGAAAUGGAACGACAUGCACUGAUGGUGAACUUAAGGUGGACCCCACCAACUGCGCAGGCUACUUGGCUUGCUCGAACGGUAACUGGGUGAGCAAGCAGUGCGCCGACGGAGCUUACUUCAAUGUCACCUUGGAGUCUUGUGUACCAGACGACGAGGGAAUAUGCGUCAACUGUAACGAGGGAUCUACAAAACCCUUGCCCGACUGUACCAUGUAUGAGAUCUGUUCCGGCGGAAAGUAUGUGACCAAGUCCUGCAACAGUGGUUACUACUGGAACAACCAGACAGAGAUCUGCGAAGUGGAUGAUGGUCAGUGCAACGGAAAUGGAACGACGUGCACUGAUGGCGAACUUAAGGUGGACCCCACCAACUGCGCAGGCUACUUGGCUUGCUCGAACGGUAACUGGGUGAGCAAGCAGUGCGCCGACGGAGCUUACUUCAAUGUCACCUUGGAGUCUUGUGUACCAGACGACGAGGGAAUAUGCGUCAACUGUAACGAGGGAUCUACAAAACCCUUGCCCGACUGUACCAUGUAUGAGAUCUGUUCCGGCGGCAAGUAUGUGACCAAGUCCUGCGACAGUGGUUACUACUGGAACAACCAGACAGAGAUCUGCGAAGUGGAUGAUGGUCAGUGCAACGGAAAUGGAACGACGUGUACUGAGAAUGAGGUUAAGGUGAAUCCUGCGGACUGCGCCGGAUACCUGCAGUGCAUAAACGGAAACUUUGUGGCCAGGAAGUGCUCCGCUACGCAGUUCUUCAAUGCCACACUGAAUGAAUGUGAGGUCGACACACAGAAUGUGUGCAUUCCCAAAACCUGCGAUCCCGACUGCUGCGAUGUGCCCAACAAUUCCAUCUGGCCCGUGGAGAAAAAUUGCUCCGCCUUCUACCAGUGCGUAAAUGGUAACAAAUAUGAGCAGCGGUGCUCCAACAACCUGCAAUACAAUUCAUUAAUAGAGCAGUGCGAUUAUCCUGAAAAUGUUAAAUGCGACGAUGGAUCUGCACCGCCGAGUGGUCCGAAUGCCGGACCCUCGGGAACUUAUUGCGAGAGCCACGGACGAUGCGUUGGCCAGCGGGAUGGUACCAUGUUCGCCGAUGCCAGCGGAUCUUGUAGUUCCAAUUACGUAGUCUGCCAGUGCGAGUGUGAGGUGAACUUCACUUGCUCCUCUGGACUUUUGUACAAUUCGCAGGUCAAAUCCUGCGAUUGGCCCGAUAAUGUUAAGUGCUAAGUGGUUUCAAUAAACAAUAUUUAAAGCAGAGUAUUAAACGAAAA
This is a messenger RNA of Drosophila mauritiana, 2476 nucleotides long. Its product is annotated as fibrillin-1. The transcript has 2 exons. Bases 24 to 2432 code for a protein of 802 amino acids. NCBI's taxonomy places the organism in Eukaryota, Metazoa, Arthropoda, Insecta, Diptera, Drosophilidae. Gene Ontology annotation, molecular function: chitin binding. Gene Ontology annotation, cellular component: extracellular region. The record is from RefSeq and is a predicted model, not a curated record.